UAGUAGUGCUGGUGGUGCUGGUAGUAAUAGUAAUAGCUGGCCGCAAGUGAUCAUCAUUCUUCAGUGGUCUGAUCCAUCCAGGUUAGCACGCCAAGUCGUCAAGGUAGCAAUCCAGCAUGCGUGCAGCAGGCGAACACUCAGAGUCAAUGAACUAGCUACUGAUCAUCGAGUUCCCUCAAGCAACAUCGGCCAUUCAUGGGGUGGUCAGCUCCGAACGAACGAACGAACGGACGGACGAAAGAACGAAUAGUCGUGAGAUUUCUUCUACGGGAGCGAAGAAAAAAAAGAUUAAUCCGCGCAUCUCCAUUCUCCACUUGGCUUCGUUCCGUCGGCCCGUCAGUCGCUCUUACAUCUUUGACGAUCUCGGAUGUGUGUGGGAAACCUGGGGUAGCGAGUUUGUCUUCUCAGAAGCGUGUGCAAUAAUAACAAUACAAAUAGCAAGAAGAAAUAAGCUCAAAGCGAUUCAAGAUGUCAUCGGUUGGUGUGCCAGUUCCUAAAGUGGAAGCCAUGGAUAUGACUGGCUAUGAUCAUUACGAAGAGUUCUACCCAGUGGUCUGUGGAGCAUCCACGCCUAUAUCCCAAAUCUAUCCCGUGGAUGUGUCUCAAAAUUAUUCACCCACCGACAGUGGCUAUUUCACAUCGCCUUAUUCUGGCGGAACUUCUAAUUAUUUUGAGUCCCAUCUUGGCGGCCAGGAUGCCAAUCAAAACUUGGUCUCGAACUGCGAAUCCGCCACUCUCGAGGCUGGUUUCAACAACAAUGUAGACUAUCCAUCCUCGAUUGAUUCCCACCUGCAUCAACCAACAAAUAAUCCACACGACCCAACAACCGGGAUCAACAUUGAGCUUCACUAUUCACAAAACAAUCAUUCUCAAGCAGAUGGAAUCCUUUCGCCGACGAAUUGCUCAAUCCAGUCAAAUGGAGUCCCACGUGCUACCAAGUCCAAAUCGUCCAAAACGAGUAAGACCAAGAAGCCCCACAAGAUACCCAAAGCAUCUCGAUAUUUUCUUCACGGGCCGAACUCGAAGCCCGAGAAUGGUGACAAAAAAAAGUCAAGCAAGCCGAGAAAAUCGGACAAGAACUUACCUGUGGAAAUCCGCGUCAAACGUCGGAGGGCCGCCAAUGCUCGAGAGCGGAAGCGAAUGAAUGGGUUAAACGAUGCAUUCGAACGCUUGAGAGAACACAUUCCCAAUCUAGGCAAUGAUAGAAAGCUCUCCAAGUAUGAAACCCUACAGAUGGCUCAAACAUACAUUGGUUCCUUAAAAGAGCUUCUUCACAUCGGAUAGUCGUUGGAAAGCAGUGUUAUUACAUACAUACAUAUAUAUUACCUAUCUCGAUCUCAGUUCAGUCGAAAUGUUGUGCAAUUUGUCGUCCAAACAGUAUUCUUUUCCCUUCUAAUUUUUACGAAAUAUUUGGUGUUUUCUCCUCCUAUACAAGGCUGUGAACGUUUUUCAUUCUUUUAUUGUUUCCCAGACUUUAAUUGUUAAAUAUCAUGUCAUCCCUUCAUGAAUCAUGUGCAAUGCCUAACAACAAAUGUGAUUUUGGUUAGAAAUAUACUCGUAUAUCCUGUCUUAAAGAAC
Messenger RNA from Tigriopus californicus, 1578 nucleotides. Its product is annotated as basic helix-loop-helix transcription factor amos-like. NCBI's taxonomy places the organism in Eukaryota, Metazoa, Arthropoda, Copepoda, Harpacticoida, Harpacticidae. The record is from RefSeq and is a predicted model, not a curated record. Gene Ontology annotation, molecular function: protein dimerization activity. Bases 469 to 1284 code for a protein of 271 amino acids. The transcript is spliced from 2 exons.